This is a messenger RNA of Hemicordylus capensis (graceful crag lizard), 5461 nucleotides long. RefSeq lists its product as uncharacterized. The coding region runs from base 4031 to 5062 and encodes 343 amino acids. The record is from RefSeq and is a predicted model, not a curated record. Lineage: Eukaryota; Metazoa; Chordata; Lepidosauria; Squamata; Cordylidae. The transcript is spliced from 2 exons.
UGUGUACCAGUAUUUCUCUCGGACAGCAAGAACUGGGAGGGGUUAUCCUCCUAGCACCAAGGAGGCGUGGCUGAAAUUUCUACAACCAAUCGAAUCUGUCCUGCCUUGGAGCUAGUGGGAAAGGAUAACCCAGAGGUGUCCCUGGCAACAUCAACCAGAAGGAGCCUUCACGAAGCUUCAAAUCAAAUAGCAUUAAGAGCAGAAAGAAAGCAUACCACCAUCUCUCCAUGGAUCACAGGGGCUUCUUCAUGGAAAACACCAUCUGGUUUUUGCCUCUCGAGAAUCAGCCAUUUCACACUUCCACAGAGGAUCUGGUGGUUAAUACCUUGUAGUGCUACUUUGGAAGCCAUGGCAAAGACUUUUGCAACAUAUGCUGUUAACCUGCAAAAAAUAAGGUGUGUCAGCCCAACCAUUUUAAAGUGCUUUGUAGUUUGAAUCAAACCACAUAUGACACUAGAAGCAUCAUUCAUGCUUUUGUACAGUUCUUGGGUUUUUUUACAUUAAAAUAGCAACUGUGGGGAAAGGGUGGUGAUCAGGUUUGGGGGAAGGGUGAGAAAGGAGGGGUUACUGAACUCUUGCCACAUGCACCAUGUUUCUGAUAAAAAUAGGACCCACCCACCCCCGCAUGCUAUUAGCCCCAGGAAGGAGAUUCCCAUUAGCUGUCUGUGUCUGCUGUGACAUUGCAAGGAGCAGAACCCACACCAAGCCAGUGUGUUUGGCUUGUAGGUGGGUGAUAGUAAAACUGCAUGCAGGUCAGCCUAACUUCUUUAUUAACCUAACCUGGGAAUGAAAAAAGGCUCAGCGAGUAGCAGAACAGAAGGCUCGGGUAUGGUUGGGUUUGACUAGCUUUGGGGGAAUUAAAUGUCCUAUGUACUGUAAGUAUAUUGGAUCACAUGAAGAACAGAUAUCUGCCCUUGUCAGCAGGUUCAGUCAAGUGGGUAAGAUUGUAAUAUAAAGAUCUCAGCUGGUACAGUCAUUCCCUCUCUCCAGGCAACUCUAGUACUAUGAUGCAGGGGAGGGGGAAAUGUCCAACACUCUACAAUUUUCAAGCUUUUCUAGGGGAAAAUCAUGAAAAAGAAACCACUAUAACAACAGUAUAGGUUUGUAGCUAGAUAUGCCAUAAUAAUAAAAACAAACAACAACAACAACUACAACUACUACUACUACUAUAAUAAUAAAUUAUUAUUAUUAUAAUCCCAGUGGUAAUUGGCACCCUAGGUGCAAUUCCAAAACAACUUGAAGAGCACCUCAACACCAUAGGGGCCACAGAAAUCACCAUCAGCCAAUUACAAAAAGCAACUUUACUGGGAACAGCCUAUAUUCUACAGCAAUAUCUAUAAUAAUAACAACAAUGAUAUUGAUAAUAAAUUUCAGCCAUCCCAGGCCCUUGGGAAGGACUCAAUGUCUGGAUAAAACAGACCAGCCAAUAACACUUGUCUGACUGUGUAAAAAAGAAAUAAUAAUAAUAAUAAUAAACCCCCAGUGAGGCACUACCUUGGCAUGGUUGUGGGGCUUGUGUGCUCUGAGGAAGGUGAGAGCUAUGCCAGAGGUCCAACCAUACUGGACAGGUCUCACCAGAGGAGCCAGACAAAGAGUGCCGCUCCCAUCAACAAUAUGGUGAGACGUAACUUUAAUAAAUCUAUACCGGAUUGGUCGUCGCCCGGGUCAACAAGGACCGCGCCAGGUGCUAUAGUCCCAGGACAUCUGGUGGCAAGUGGGCAACAGGACUCAGGACCUUCAGUUGAGCAACCAGGGCUGGAGACAGCAAAGCUACUGGAAGGAACGUCGCUUAACCGAAAAAAAUAUACAAAAAAUGCCAACAAGGAAAUAAUGAUCUGCUAUUACAAGUCUAGUCCAACUAGAAGAGGUUAUUUAAAAAGAAUGUACCAAAUUUGGAAUGAAAAGCACCCAGAUAAAGAAAUAACAGAACAAAGGCUAGCAGAUCAGAGAAGAUUCAUAAUAAGAAAUAAAGUAUUCACAGGAGUUGAGCUGGAAGAACUGCAAAGAGCAACACAGGCUCAAGAUAUGGAAGAAGAAUUACCACCAAUUGAAGAAGUUGCUCAGGCGCAGGUGGAGGAGGUGUUGGAAAUCGAGGAUGCCACUGUUACUGAACUGUUUCAAAAUCAAAACCAGGCAACCACCCCUUUGCCUUCACCUCAAAAACCCAAAUGCCGUUUAACAGAAAAGCAACAAGAACUAAAGCAAAAAAUAACUGAGCUCAUGAACCAAACAACCACCAGGGUUCGACUUCCAGCUCUAAAAACAGUUGCCAAAAAACAACUUGCUCAGGCAUUAAAAGAUGUCAAUGCUGCACUUGCAGAAAUAACAACCAAUAAUUUGCAAGAAACAAACCAACUAAUGUACAGUGCAGCAACAAUAACAACACAAUAGCUCGUAUAUAAGAUCAGUGGACCUGUAAAAAAAGAAAGCAGUACAUCACCUAAAUGGAAGAUUAGAUUAGAAAAUAAAAUCUCCAGGCUUAGAUCAGAUGCUAGUAAAUUGAAAGCUAUGAAAGACAAGAAGCUGAAGAAUGAAAACACCAAACAGUAUCUGAUCCAAAAAUACCACCUAGAUUCAAGGAAAAUUAGAGAAGUCCUGGAAAUAAUAAAGCAGCAAAUAACAGCAGUGUCAAAGAAGAUUAGCAGUUAUGAAGCCAGAAUUACACAACACAGGCAGAAUCUCCAAUUCCAGUCGAAUCAGAGACGUUUCUACCAAAGCACAGAAGGGGAAACUGCAAGAAACCUAGAAACACCAAAUAAAGAAGAAACAGUGCAAUUCUGGGGGAAAUUAUGGGACAAUCCAAUAGAUUAUAAUAAAAAAGCAGGCUGGAUGAAAGAGGUCAAAAAAUGUAACCAACAAAUGCAAGAUCUAAUAAUAACACCAGAAUUAAUAAGUGAAAGAGCAAAGAAAAUUAAAAAUUGGACUGCUCCAGGCGACGAUAAACUGCAUGGCUUUUGGCUUAAACACCUAACAAGCCUUCAUAAAGAACUAUCAAAACAGUUCAAUCACAUUUUGCAAGGAGGUGAUAUUGAACAAUGGCUAACAACUGGGAAAACUCAUCUCAUCAUGAAAGACCCAGCGAAAGGUGCAGUUCCAAGCAAUUAUGCACCGAUAACCUGUCUGCCAACCAUGUUCAAAUUAUUAACUGGAAUAAUAGCAGAUGAAGUGAUGCAACACUUAUUAACUAACAAACAACUUCCAGUUGAACAGGAAGGAAUUGCCCGAACACCAGAGGCACAAAAGACCAGCUGCUGAUUGACAAAAUGAUUUUAGAAAAUUGCAAAAGAAGAAAAACCAAUCUAAGUGUUGCAUGGAUUGACUACAAGAAAGCCUUCGAUUCAUUGCCUCACACAUGGAUACUAAAAUGUUUAGCAGUAUCUGUUGUCAGCAAAAACAUUCAGAUAUUUAUUAAAAAAGCAAUGAGCAUGUGGAGCAGUUAACAAUCAAUGGCGAGACACUUGGACAGGUUAGCAUUAGAAGAGGCAUUUUCCAAGGGGACUCACUAUCCCCUCUGUUGUUUGUAAUCGCCAUGACCCCACUUUCACAAAUACUCAACAAAACAGUCCUCGGAUACCAAACAUCUAAAACAUCCAGUCAAAUCAACCAUCUGCUGUACAUGGACGAUCUGAAGUUGUAUGGAAAGUCCCAGUCAGAAAUCGAAUCACUGCUAAACACUGUCCGUAUAUUCAGUAGCGAUAUAGCAAUGGAGUUUGGACUAGACAAGUGUGCUGCAUUAAUAACGAACAGAGGGAAAAUAAGAAAAACAGAAGGAAUAGAACUGCCCAAUGGAAGCAAGAUCAAGAACCUGGAAGAGAAAGAACAUUACAAAUACUUGGGCAUUCUCCAGGCUGAUAACAUCGCACACACUGAAGUUAAAAGAAAAAUUUGAAGUGAAUACAUCAGGAGAGUUAGAAAAAUCUUCAAGUCCAAACUCAAUGGCGGGAACACCAUACAAGCCAUAAACACCUGGGCUAUACCUGUUAUCAGAUACACUGCAGGAAUAAUAGACUGGACCCAGGCAGAGCUAGAGAUGCUGGAUCGUAAGACCAGGAAAAUCAUGACCAUCAGUCAUGCUCUGCACCCCCGCAGUGAUGUCGAUAGGCUAUACCUCCCUCGCAGCUCAGGUGGAAGAGGAAUGCUGCAAGUCCAUCAAACAGUAGAGGAGGAGAAAAGAGGCCUUGAAGAAUAUAUCAAGGACAGUGAAGAAGAUGCACUUCAAAUGGUCAAUAACGCAAAACUAUUCAACACCAAUGAAACAAAGCAGGCCUACAAGAAAGAACAAGUCAAGAACCGAUCAGAAAAAUGGAGAAAUAAGCCCCUGCAUGGUCAAUAUUUGCACAUUGUAAGUGGAAAAUCAGACAUCACCAAGACCUGGCAAUGGCUUAAGAAUGGCAACUUGAAUGAAGAAACUGAGGGUUUAAUACUGGCUGCUCAAGAAGAGGCACUAAGAACAAAUGCAAUAAGAGCAAAAGUAGAAAAGUCAACAAUAAACAGCAAGUGCCGCCUUUGUAAAGAAGCAGAUGAAAAAGUGAACCACCUAAUCAGCUGUUGUAAAAAGAUCGCACAGACUGACUACAAACAAAGGCAUGACAAGGUAGCAGGGAUGAUACACUGGAACAUCUGCAAAAAAUACAAGCUACCUGUAGCCAAACAUUGGUGGGACCAUAAAAUUGAAAAAGUGGUAGAAAAUGAAGAUGUAAAAAUAUUAUGGGACUUCCGACUACAAUCAGACAAACAUCUGCCACACAAUACACCAGAUAUAACUGUAGUUGAGAAGAAAGAAAAACAAGUCAAAAUAAUCGACAUAGCAAUACCAGGGGAUAGCAGAACAGAAGAAAAAGACAUAGAAAAAAUCACCAAAUACAAAGAUCUACAAAUUGAAAUUGAAAGGCUGUGGCAGAAAAAGACCCAAAUAAUCCCAGUGGUCAUUGGCGCCCUGGGUGCAGUUCCAAAAGACCUUGAAGAGCACUUCAACACCAUAGGGGCCACAGAAAUCACCAUCAGCCAAUUACAAAAAGCAGCUUUACUGGGAACAGCCUAUAUUCUGCAACGAUAUCUUUAACAACUGACAAUAAAAUUCAGCCAUCCCAGGUCCUUGGGAAGGACUCGAUGUCUGGAUAAAACAAACCAGGCAAUAACACCUGUCUGACUGUGUAAACAAGAAAUAAUAAUAAAAAUUAUUAUUGAUUAAUAUAAUUAAUAUUAGAAUAGGGAAAAGAUAGCAGAAUCAGUAUGAGUAUGCCAAAGUAGAGUUUUUUUGACAAGCAUUGAAAGAGAAUAAUGAAAGAAGUCAGAUAUAUGUCAGAAGGCAAAGAGUUUGAAUGGUAGAAAUUAGUGAUGGAAAACGGAGCAUUGGUUUCACUUACCGUGAAGGCUUCUUCUGGUUGCUGGGGCCAGGGAUAUCUCAUGGGUUAUCCUCUCUCAAGAGCUCCAGGCAGGACAGAAAGUAAAUAGUAGGCGU